Talaromyces marneffei is the source of this 2100-nucleotide messenger RNA. RefSeq lists its product as uncharacterized. The record is from RefSeq and is a predicted model, not a curated record. Gene Ontology annotation, molecular function: FAD binding. The coding region runs from base 1 to 2100 and encodes 699 amino acids. Lineage: Eukaryota; Fungi; Ascomycota; Eurotiomycetes; Eurotiales; Trichocomaceae. The transcript is spliced from 4 exons.
AUGCUUGACCGUGUUGAUGUUUUGGUCUGUGGAGGAGGACCAACUGGUCUUCUUACCGGCCUGGGACUUGCGCGCCAGGGAAUCUCAACAGUUGUAAUUGAAAAAUGUAAGAAGUCGGAGCAGGCAAGGUUCGGCCGAGCCAGCUUGUUGUACCCACGAACACUGGAGUUGCUUGACCAAGUGGAUGUCUGGGAGUCUAUGGCCGAGAUUGCUCACAUUUCUCGCGGUUACGUCAACUACAAUGGAGGAAAGAGAGUGAUCUCAGGUACCUAUCAUUCGAUCUUCAACCAAUUGCACGGAACCUACUUCGAUUAUGUUGUGAACAUUCGACAAAAGUACUCAGAGCAGAUCUUUCGCAAGGCAUUCGAAGGAUACGGGGGAACCUUUUAUGAGCAAUAUGAGCUGCUUUCAAUUGUCCAGGACAACAAUGCUGCCGAUGACUAUGCGUUGACCGUACGAGUGAAAAACAAUGUCACUGGAGAAGAACAUCAAGUUAAAUGCAAGUACCUCGUCGGUGCUGAUGGAAAGAAUUCCGCUGUUCGUCAGCUUGUUGAAAUUCCAUUCACAGGUGACAACACCGGGAUCAAAUGGUUCCGAAUGGAUGCUGUUGUGAAGACCGAUAUGCCGGAUGCCCGUGUCGGCAUGGCAUCUAUCGAAUCUCCUGUGUAUGGCCACGUCUUGUGGAUGUGCCAGGACCAUGGCCGAACUCGUAUCGGCUUCUCUCUGCCACCCAAGCUUGCCGAUAGAUUCGGUUCUGAAAUUACCGAAGCCGAAGUCCGACAAGCAGCCAAAGAGGCAGUGGCACCAUUUAGUCUUGAGUUCGAGACAGUCGACUGGUGGACAUUGUACAGUGUCGGACAAAGAGUGGCCGAUACCUUCAGAAACAAGAGGGUCUUCCUAGCGGGAGAUGCAUGCCACUCUCAUUCUUCCGGCGCUGGCCAAGGUAUGAAUGCAGGCGCUCAAGACGCCUUGAACCUUUCUUGGAAAUUGGGUGGAUUCCUGAAAGGCUGGUAUGAUGAAUCAGUCUUGGAUACAUAUGAGCAGGAGAGAAGACCUGAAGCUCAGCGCAUCAUUGACCAGGACAAGACUCUCUCUGCAUUGAUCACAGGAAAGAUUCCCGAGGGAGUGGGCAGACCCGGUGCUAAUUCAUUUGAGAUUCUCGGAGAAUUCAUCGCUUCCACAAUGCGAUACACCCUAGGUCUUGAUGUCCACUACGAGACAAAUAUUCUCAACCAAAAGGCGAACAUCGGCCUUACUUCAGCAGGAUGGCCGGGCCGUGAUGUCCUCCUGCGACGCCCAGGAUCUAGAAUCCCGGUUCGUUUGCAACAAGUUACUAAGAACGUUGGAAGAUUCCAUGUUCUCGUAUUUACUGGAAAUCCGGCAUUGACGGGCGACAGCUUGCGCAGCUUGCGAUCAUACAUGGACAGCGAGGAGUCAUUCACUCGCGAUCUUCCUGAUAUCUUCGACUACCUCACCAUUAUUCCAGGCGACUCCCCACAGUCCGAUCAUUAUCUCGGAGUUGCUCGUUGGGGAAAAGCUUUCUAUGACUGCGACCAGUCCGCCGCCUGCACAUAUGGUUUUUCGGCAGCUCUAGGCGGUGUUGUGGUUCUCAGACCCGAUGGCAUUCUUGGAUACUCGGGUGAACUAGGCGAGGGCAAGGCCCUGGGUGAGUAUUUCCGCAAGUUUAUCAAGGCUAUUGUGGCCAGCCCUCAAAAGCCUGACGCUCCUAUCGUUGCUGAGACUGAAGCAAAGCCGACCGGUGAAGUCGAGUUCGACGGGGAGGCUGCAGCCUCUAAGCUAGUUGUGAAUGGAGUCAAUGGAGUUCACUCCGAGACUGAGACUCCAAUUGUGAAUGGAGCGCACUCUGAAGCUGAGGCUCCAGUUGUGAAGGGAGUGCACUCCGAGACUGAGACUCCAGUUGCGAAUGGAGGUCACUCCGAGACUGAGACUCCAGUUGCGAAUGGAGGUCACUCCGAGACUGAGACCCCAAUUGUGAAGGGAGCGCACCCCGACAUUCAGACUCCAAUUUUGAAUGAAGUUCACUCUGACAUUCAGACUUCAAUCCCUAUAAGGGAGGCCCCUGCGCCUAUUGCAGCGUGA